GGCCGCCGGGGAGCGGGGCCGCCGGCCAGGGCGCGGGCGCGGCUGCGGGACGCGGGCAACCCCCGCCCGGCCGGUGGAAGGCGCGGACCGCGGGGCUCCCAGUGGCCGCCGCGGGAACCGCGCCCCAGUCUCCUCCCUUCGGCUGGCUGCAGAGUGUCACCGGCGCCAUGGUCACCCCACAGCUCUUCCGUGCUCUGGUGUCAUCGCAGUGGGUGGCCGAAGCCCUGAGGUCGCCACGUGCCGGGAAGCCCCUGCAGUUGCUGGACGCCUCCUGGUACCUGCCCAAGACGGGCCGCAACCCGCGACGUGAGUUCGAGGAACGCCACAUCCAAGGGGCUGCUUUCUUUGACGUGGAUCACUGUAGCGACCACACAUCCCCCUACGACCACAUGCUGCCCAGCGCCACGCAGUUCGCCGAGUACGCGGGCAGCCUGGGCGUGGGCGAGAACACGCACGUCGUGGUCUAUGACGGCAGCGACCAAGGCCUCUACUCCGCACCCCGGGUCUGGUGGAUGUUCCGCGCCUUUGGCCACCACACCGUGUCUCUCCUCGAUGGUGGCCUUCGCCACUGGAUGAGCCAGGGCCUUCCCCUCAGCUCUGGCAAAACCCACCCCACACCUGCCACGUUCCACGCAAAGCUGGACACCUCCUUUCUCAAGACCUUUGAGGAUGUCAAGGACAAUCUGGAGUCCCGGCACUUCCAAGUAGUGGACGCCCGCUCUUCUGGCCGGUUCCGGGGCAUCGAGCCGGAGCCCCGAGAGGGCAUCGAACCCGGCCACAUCCCCAACAGCGUGAGCAUCCCCUUCACGGAGUUCCUGACCGAGUCGGGCCUGGAGAAGAGCCCUGAAGAAAUCCGUCGCCUGUUCCAGGAGAGGAAGGUGGACCUGUCCCGGCCCAUCGUGGCCACGUGCGGCUCUGGCGUCACCGCCUGUCACGUGGCGCUGGGGGCCUACCUCUGCGGCAAGGCCAACGUGCCCGUCUACGAUGGCUCCUGGGUGGAGUGGUACAUGCGUGCCCGGCCGGAGAGAGUCAUCUCUGAGGGCCGGGGAAAGACCUACUGAGCCCGGACGGGAUGCGGGUCCCCGUGGAUCUCACCAGCAGGGCCCAGCCUGGUCCUCCCGACUCCACCUUGCCAAAAAGAAAAAGAAAGUGUUUCCUCAUCCAGCUCAGGUGCACUCGGGGGAAAUCCCAGAGACCCAAAAUCCCGUUGGCUCCUGGGCUGCAGUCGGGGGGUGAGGGGAGGGGGAGAGAAGG
This is a messenger RNA of Perognathus longimembris pacificus (Pacific pocket mouse), 1254 nucleotides long. It is a transcript of the gene Mpst, whose product is annotated as mercaptopyruvate sulfurtransferase. The record is from RefSeq and is a predicted model, not a curated record. Lineage: Eukaryota; Metazoa; Chordata; Mammalia; Rodentia; Heteromyidae. The coding region runs from base 168 to 1061 and encodes 297 amino acids. Gene Ontology annotation, biological process: transsulfuration. Gene Ontology annotation, molecular function: thiosulfate-cyanide sulfurtransferase activity. Gene Ontology annotation, cellular component: mitochondrion. The transcript has 3 exons.